AUGGAAAAAAAAGACAAUUAUACAAGAUGUGAUAAAAUAGGAAAUAAUAAUAAUAACAAUAGUAGUUCUACACUUUUUUAUGAAGAAAUAAAACAAAACCAAAAUGAGAACUUAAAGAAUUGUGAAUGGAAAGUUAAUAAAAAUAGUAAAAGAAAAAACAAAAAAAAAAAAUAUAACACACGUUUAAAUUAUUAUAAUAAACUAAAAAUAAUUAAAAAAAAAAAAAAGGGCAAUUUUAAGGAAAUAGAUAAGAAUAAUAAUUAUUCUUUACAUGAUGAUAAAAAAAAAAAUAAUCUAGAAUUCAUUAAAAAUAAUUUGUCUUUUGAUAACAUAAUUAAAAAAAAUCAAGAAAAAAAUAAAGAUAAUUAUAUAUUUAAUGUAUCUUCAUUAAACAAUACUGAAAAAAACAAAUCUCAAUGCUAUUUGCAUAAUAGCGUAAAUAGCAACUAUGCAAAUAAUUUUAAUAAAUAUCCUCGAAUUUCACGUUGUUAUAAUAAAAAUAAUAAGUGUAAAUAUAAUGAAAAUAAGAUUCCUAAUGGCAAUAUUAGAUUAACAAAAGAAUUAUUGGAUGAUUUGAAUAAAAGAAACCAAGAAAACGAUGCAGAUAGUGAUAAUCAAAAUUUUUUAAUAUAUGUUAAGAAAAUAAUAGAAGAAAAAAAAGAAUCAAAAAAAAAAAAAAAUAAUAAUAAUAAUACUAAAGAAAUUAGUAAUGCUCAUCUAGAAUUUUCGAAUAAUAUGGAAACAUAUCAAACAAUUAAUGAUAAUAAUUCUUUAUAUAGUGAUGAAUCAACAAAAGUAUUUGUUAAUAAAAAAAAUAAAGUUAAAAUUAAUAUGUGUGAAAACCCAUGCGAUAUGUGGUAUGGAUUAAAAACAAAAAAUGGAAAAAAUAUUUUUAUUAAUAGUCUAAGGAAUAAAAAUAAAAAGGAGAGAAAAAAAAAAUCAAAAAAUAUUGAAAACUAUUUUAUUAAUAAAAAAAGCAAACAUAGUAGAUGGAAGUCUAAUUAUUAUAUGAAAUUAAAUAAUAAUGAUGAUAAUAUUUCAGUUAAUACUAUAGCUACUAUGCACAUUGAUGGAAAUCAUAAAUAUAAUGAUAAAAUAGAAAAUAGAAAUACAAAAAAUGAUUCAUAUGAUAAUUAUAAUAAUAAUAAUUUUAAAAAUUAUCGCAAUAAAAAUAUCAUAAGUAAUAUUCAAUUUGAUAAAACUAACAAAAAUGAUAUAAAUAAUGAUAAAAUUACCAAACAAACAACAAAGAAAAGAUGCAAAAAGAACAUGACAUGGUCAAAUAAAAAAAAUAAUAAUUAUGUAAAUACGAAUAAUGUUCAUUAUGUUCCAACUAAGAAUUCCAGUAACAAUUAUUAUGAUAAUAAAGCAACUAAUUUUAGUAAUGACAUAAAAUCUUACGAUAGCAAAAAUAAACUUGGUGAAAAUAACAAUAUAUGUAAUAGUAACUUGAAAUUAAAAAAAAAUAAUAAUGAAAACUUAUCAAAUGCUUAUACAAAUAAUUAUUCCCUUUCAAAUGAAUAUAAUAAUAUAGGAAGUAAAGAAAAUAGAAGUACUAAUGUAAUACAUCAUAAUAAUAAUGAGAUUAACGAUAUGAUUAAAAUAAAAAAUUAUAGAAACAAUUCAAGUAAUAUGAAUUGCCAAAGUGAUAAUACUAGUACAUAUGAAAAGAAUAUGAACACUAUUAAUAAUUCUAAAAAUAAUUAUUAUAGUAAUCAAUUCAGAAGCUUCAAUAAAAUUAAUGUUAUUGAUUAUCAUUUAUCAAAUAGUACUACAAAAAAAAAUAAUGUAUCAAAUAAUUCAUCUUUAAACAAAAUUUGCUGCGCAAUGACUAAUUUGGAUAAUAAUGAAAAUAAUGUAAAAUUUAGUAGCGGUUAUUAUGAUAUGAUAGAUCAUAAUAAAGCAGAAUGCUAUGAAAAUAAUAAAAUUAAUAUUGAUAAAAUCAAUACGUAUAAAAAUUCAAUUUAUCCUUAUAAUAAGAAUAAUUUAAACAACUAUAGCUCAAACAAAGUAAAUAAAUUAAAUUCUAAUAUUAAUUUAAAUAGUUUUCUUACGAAUAACAAAGAAAAUGAUAUAAAACAUCAUUCACAUCCAAUGACGGUUGACAAUAUGUCUUCUAUUCACUAUAAUACAAAUUAUCAUUGCACAAAAGGCAAAACAAAUGAAUAUAUAAAUAAUAGUUAUUACCAUUAUAUAAAUGCAAAAUAUAAUAGUAAAAACUUUUUAGGAAAAAAUAUUAUUAAAAAAAAUAAAAUAUUUAUUUUAAAUAACUAUAGCUUCACAGGAAAUAAAAAAUCUUCAGAGGAUUCAAAUAAAAUAAGUGAUAUAGCCUAUGACAGAAAAUUUGAAGCAUGUGGUAAAAUAAGCAUCACAAAUGAGGUUAAUAAUGAAAAUGAUAAAAUAUCUGAGAAUAUUUUUUUUAGAAAAGCAAAUGAAAUUUCAAAAUGCAAUGAUUCAUUUAAUGAAUUAAUACAUCUAAAUUAUCAAAAUUAUAAUCCUAAUGCAAACCUAACUUACUAUAAAUCAUAUAAUGCUAAUAAAAUUAAUAAAGAUGAACACUUAAGUAGCAUAGAAGGAAAAGACAAUGUGGAUUUCAUUGAUUCAUUACAUGUAAUUGAUCAAAAUAAAAAAUAUAAAAAUUAUUAUUAUAAUAAUCUAAAUUUUGACUUGAGUUAUGAAUUAGAAGAUAACAAAAAAAACAAGAAAAAGAAAAAAAACAAGUCUUUUAGCAGUAAAUCAAUUUAUAAAAAUGCUAGAGAAAGAGUUCAAUCAAUAUUAGCUAUUAGAAGAGGAAUAGUACAAUAA
This is a messenger RNA of Plasmodium relictum, 2805 nucleotides long. Its product is annotated as conserved Plasmodium protein, unknown function. Lineage: Eukaryota; Apicomplexa; Aconoidasida; Haemosporida; Plasmodiidae. The record is from RefSeq and is a predicted model, not a curated record. The transcript has a single exon. The coding region runs from base 1 to 2805 and encodes 934 amino acids.